GUACAUACAGCACAGGCUGCAGUCUCCUCCUCUGACGGGCGGACCCGGAACAGACCGAGAGCAGCGGCCGAGCAGAGGAGUCCGCCACACCGGGACCAUGGAGGACGGGCUGGCGGAGGAGCUGGAGCUGGAGAAGAGCAUCCGCCGCCUUCGAGAGAAAUUUCAUGGCAAGAUCCCGAUAGAGAAGGCCAUGUCUCUGAUGAGAAAAUGGGCCAACAAUCAUGACCAGGUGACCAAUUUGAUCCUUCUGUGCAGGCAUGAAACUAAUGAUGUGGACCAAGGCAACAGAAACAGGCCAACAGAAGGCAAUGCUACACCGGAGGAUAUGCGCUCCGACAGGGAAAUAAAGAACCUGGCUGAAACAUUAAAUUGUUUGCCUCUGACUGAAGAAAAUCUUAGGAUGUUUAACAAUGCCUCCGAAAACCGAAUUCCCUCUAGUGACAGACAGUUCUCAUGCAAAGACUGUGACAAGAUGUGGUGGAGACGAGUUCCCGAGAGGAAGGAGGUGUCAAAAUGUCACAGCUGUCGUCGAAAAUUUGACCCUAUUCCAUAUGACAAGAUGUGGGGGAUUGCGGAGUUCCACUGCCUUAACUGCAGACGCACGUUCAAGGGAUUUUCACAAAUGGGGCUUUCGUGCCCGUGUUACAUGUGUGGCAAUCCAGUCACACCUAAUCGAAUACUCCCUCCACGGAGGAAUAAUGGCCCACGAACCCGAAACCCUCACAGCUGCUUCGCUGAAAAUUGUUAUAAUCGAAGAGAGCCCUACAUUCCUGGCCACCAGUGUAUCCAUCCCCGGAGCAGGGCCAGAAAUAACUCUCCCAAAGUCCUAUAUGCCAGCAUGCUGCACCUGAGCACAGGAUCCACGGUGGCUACAUGCCUCAGCCAGGGCAGCCUGACCCAGUGUGAUCUCGAUGAUCUCAUUCUGGAUGACAUACGGGAGUCUGACGAAGACGGGAGUGACAGUAACGACAGCUAGAAUCGAGAUGCAAUGUCCAAGUGCCAUCAGGAAUUUCCAUAUGCACCGUAGAGCCCUCUCCUGGGACAUAUGUCACGUCACCUAAAAGCAUCUACAUUCCUAUUUUCAAAGGAAUGACAAUUCCCAAUAUAUACUUGAUGUUGGAACUACUCCUUUUUUCAAGAAGGAAUUUUCUAAUAAUAAAGCAGGGAAGCCAGUGGGUCCUUCAAGGGGUUUCUAGUUGUUGGCAUAUCACUAGGAUUGAUGAGAAUCUGACUGCUUGCUAGAGUAAAGGGUCUUCUACGGGGAAGAGCGGCCACUUCCUUCUUGUGACUGGUGAGGACCAAUGCAGUCAGAAGCCCACCAAUCACUAAAGGAUGGCAUAUUGCCCAGAUGUGCCAUCACUUGAUAUGACCUGAAUACCCUCGCCAACAGAGUUGUUGUUGUAUGAUGGCCUGUGCUUGCCACUAUAAGCAGAAUACAGGCUG
Messenger RNA from Bufo bufo (common toad), 1443 nucleotides. RefSeq names its product shiftless antiviral inhibitor of ribosomal frameshifting (gene SHFL). The transcript is spliced from 8 exons. The record is from RefSeq and is a predicted model, not a curated record. Bases 98 to 976 code for a protein of 292 amino acids. Lineage: Eukaryota; Metazoa; Chordata; Amphibia; Anura; Bufonidae. Gene Ontology annotation, biological process: innate immune response; viral translational frameshifting. Gene Ontology annotation, molecular function: ribosome binding; sequence-specific mRNA binding.